Molecule: messenger RNA, 1620 nt
Organism: Rhodamnia argentea
Lineage: Eukaryota; Viridiplantae; Streptophyta; Magnoliopsida; Myrtales; Myrtaceae
Product: cysteine-rich receptor-like protein kinase 25
Exons: 7
Coding region: 1-1620 (539 amino acids)
Biological process (GO): protein phosphorylation
Molecular function (GO): ATP binding; protein kinase activity
Source: RefSeq, a predicted model, not a curated record
AUGCCAAUGGAACUUCUUCUGCUUCUUUGCACACUCAGCUUUUUCACCAUCAAAACUGCUGAAUCCACCCUCACCAUGAGCAUGCUUUACUGCUCAAACUCAAGCACCUUCACUUCCAAUAGCACCUACCAAGCCAAUCUCCGUCAUGUUCUCGAUGAUCUCGUCUCUGAUUCGUACGCCGAUAAAGGGUUCUUCUCCACUUCAAGGGGAGCGAGCUUGAGUGAGGCCGUCUAUGGGAGCUUUAUGUGCAAAGGUGAUGUCUCGAAGAAAGAGUGCGCGGAAUGCGUCAAGGACGCGAGCCUCGAGAUAACCCGCCUGUGCCACAUGACCAAAGUCUCCGUCCUGUGGUACGAUCAGUGCAUGUUGCGCUGCUCUGACGCGAAUUUCUCCUCGACUGUGGAGAUGGAACCUCAGUUGGAUGGAUACAAUGGAGAGAACAUGACAAAGCUGGAUGAAUUCAUGAAGCUACUGAACAAGACGAUGGUUCACGUGGCUGGAAAGGCUUCUCAUCAUCCCAUGAUGUAUGGUCAUCGAGAAGCGGAGUUCACAUGGGAUAUAAAGUCGUACACGUUCGCACAGUGUGUGCCUUAUCUUUCCCCAAACGAUUGCUGGGAGUGCCUUCACAACGCCACAACGAGCAUCUUAAGCCUCCAAAAGGGGAGGAUCGGGGGCAGAGUGUUGCCUCUGAGCUGCUUUGUCAUGUUCGAGAUUUACCCGUUUUACAGGAGCAGCUCUCAAGGGAAAGUGCUCUUUCCGUUGAAAAUAUCUGCUGCAAUCCUCACCGCAGCCAUAGGAUUGAUGCUACCUUUUUACAUGAUAGUCCGGCAUUUACUAAGAGGAGGAAGAAGAGGAAGAAUAGUUGUAAGAAGGAACAGCGAAAGUUGCAUAGAAGAAUAUCCGAACGGUAGGAGGCAAAUUUCUGAACUCCAUUCCCUGCAAUUUGAUCUGCAAACAAUAGAGGCCGCCACAAGUAAGUUCUCGAAGUACAAUAAGUUAGGGGAAGGUGGAUUCGGACCGGUUUACAAGGGUACACUACCUGGCGGUCAAGAAAUUGCAGCAAAGAGGCUUUCUAGGAGCUCUGGACAAGGAGUCGAGGAAUUCAAGACCGAGGUUGAAAUAGUAGCCAAGCUUCAACACAGAAACCUGGUGAGGCUCCUGGGAUUCUCCGUGGAAAGAGAGGAAACAAUACUGGUCUAUGCAUGUGUGCCCAACGGCAGCCUCGACCGCUUGUUUUUUGAUCCCAGGCUCAGAGGACAACUGGAUUGGUCGGUACGUUACAAGGUCAUGGUAGGGGUGGCGCGCGGAUUGCUGUACCUUCAUGAAGAUUCUCGGCUUGGAAUUAUUCAUCGUGAUCUCAAAGCCAGCAAUAUUCUGCUAGACACUGAAAUGAACCCAAAAAUCUCAGAGUUUGGUGCAGCCCGGAUCUUCGGUUCUGAUCAGACUCAAGGAAGCACAAACAGAAUCGUCGGAACACAUGGCUACAUGUCUCCUGAGUAUCUGAUGUUCGGACACUUCUCCGUAAAAUCUGACCUCUUCAGCUACGGUGUACUAAUGCUGGAGAUUACGACUGGCAAAAAGAGCACCAAUUCUUCGCAUUGGACUGCGGUGAGGGCCUGCUAG